This is a messenger RNA of Mus caroli (Ryukyu mouse), 1047 nucleotides long. RefSeq names its product olfactory receptor 5G29-like. Gene Ontology annotation, molecular function: olfactory receptor activity; G protein-coupled receptor activity. The record is from RefSeq and is a predicted model, not a curated record. NCBI's taxonomy places the organism in Eukaryota, Metazoa, Chordata, Mammalia, Rodentia, Muridae. Gene Ontology annotation, biological process: G protein-coupled receptor signaling pathway. Gene Ontology annotation, cellular component: membrane.
UGACAGAUCCCAACUGACCAAUGGAAGAAAAGAAUCAGACUGUCAUGCCUGAGUUUCUCUUCCUUGGCAUUACAGAUAACCUCCAUCAGAAGAUUGUCAUCUUCAUCAUCUUUUUCUUUGUUUAUCUUGUCACUCUUGGGGGUAAUGUGGGGAUGAUCACUCUCAUAUGGUUGGACCCCAGGCUGCACACACCUAUGUACUUUUUUCUCAGCCAACUGUCCUUUGUAGAUGUGUCUUCCUCUUCUUCCAUAGCUCCCAAGAUGCUGUGUGACAUUUUUGCAGGGAACAAAGCCAUCUCUUUUGUGGGCUGUGCAACACAGAUGUGGUUCUUCGGUCUCUGUGUGGCAACUGAAUGCUUUCUCCUGGCUGCCAUGGCAUAUGAUCGGUAUGCAGCCAUCUGUAAGCCCUUGCUGUAUACACUUAUUAUGUCUCCACAUCUCUGUGUGUUGUUGGUUAUUGGGCCUUAUGCCAUUGCUCUUAUAAGUACAACGACACACACAACUUUGACCUUUUGCUUACCAUUCUGUGGUCCAUAUAUUAUCAACCACUUUUUCUGUGACAUUUCCCCAUUGCUGUCUCUAGCAUGUACUGACACCCAGAUAAAUAAAUUGGUGCUUUUUGUCUUGGCUGGAGCAGUAGGUGUGCUCAGUGGAAUGAUAAUCUUGGUGUCCUAUGUUUGCAUCUUGAAGGAAAUUUUGAAGAUUCAGACAGCCAAUGGGAGACGAAAAGCCUUCUCAACUUGUUCCUCUCACUUGGCAACUGUCUCUAUCCUGUAUGGGACCCUUUUCUUCAUCUAUGUUCGACCCAAUGUCAGUUCCUCCUUGAAUAUUAAUAAAGUUAUAUCUUUAUUUUACACUAUGGUGAUUCCCAUGUUGAAUCCCCUCAUCUACAGCUUGAGGAAUCAAGAGGUAAAAAAUGCAUUCAGGAGAACUUUGGAGAAGAAGCACUUCCUAAUAGGUGUUUAAGACAGAAUUCUUUCUGUGACAUAUCUAUGUUGUGAGAGCAAAAUAUAAGGCAAAGACCAGUAGAGUGCGGACAAGAGGCUGC